AUGUUGGCGAAAUUGCUUUGCCGCCCACGCCCACCAAAGCUGGUGACCUGUCCUUCCAGCGAUUCUCCCGGUUUAAUCGGGAUGCAUCAGCUUGGAUCGCGGUUGCUGAUGUGGCGCUCUGGGUUUCCGCGCAAUGCGCUGCAGGGCUUCGGGGGGAAGGACUGUGCCAUGGGCAACGCGCACACAGUGCAGCCGGUUGUGUUGCAGCGUUUUGCACAGCGCUAUGCUCACCUUUCCCCCAUGCUCCGAGUGAUUCGACAUGCUGCUAUCAACAGAGCUUGGCGCGAUGAAGGCAUGAUCUGGCAUCGAACGCUGGCAGCGAUCUUUCCAGAGACAGGACUGCGGCUCUUGGGCACGGACCUUUCCGAGCAGAAGAUCGCGACUGCAUGCAAGGGAGAGUAUCCCUGGUACUCAUUGAAGGGCCUGCCGCUGGACUGGUGUGAGCAAUUCUUCGAUUCUCCUGCCACUUCGACUCGAGGGCUCCGGCCUCGGGCGACGGCGCGCCUGCAAGCAGCGCGAGCCUUCGCCAGUCAGGGUGCCGAAGCCCUCUACAGAGUCAAGGACAAGAGUGACAGUGAGCUGCGCGCAGAUGUGGAGUUCCUGUGCCAGGACGUAACCGAAGAAAUGCCAGAGGGCCCUUUCGACGUCAUCCUCUCAAGAUAUGCUGUUUGCCUGUAUCUGCAGGGCGAACAGCGAGCUCACGUCCUGGUGCAGAUGGUCGAAAGGCUUCGCCCGGGAGGUUUCCUGGUGAUUGGGGGCAAGGACCAUUUGCCGAAUGGCUUCUGCGAGAAGAACGGUCUCAUCGAGGUGGAUUACCGGGCUGAGGAGAUUGGCCUCGGCGACGUGAGGUGCAUUUUUCAGAAGUCUGGCGGUGCUGCGCUCGACUCUAAAGCGGCAGACAGGCGAGGAAGGGCUCCGUGCUACUCGCAGUACGUCCGAUCCCUCGGCAGCGAGCCGUACUGGGUGGCCGAGAGGCGGCGCUUGGAGCGCCAGCGCUUGGCUGUCCAGAUGAGCCAAAAGAGCCGCGACCUGCUGAAGCGGGCCGUGCAGGAAGGCCGGCGGCACUGCGACAGCCCUUUCACAAGAGAAAGUACAGCUGGGAGAUUCGAGCAGAGCCCGGUAGAGACGAGCCCGUCGAUGCCAAAGGAGGAGCGCGAGCUCCGAUUGCAAAGCUUCUUGCAGCGCUUAGAGAAGGACCUGGCAGAACGUGGCCGCAAGUCCUUGAAAGCGGAGAUCGAAAGGUUGGAUUGCCUCCUACCUGGAUUGCCCAAGCUGAAGGGCAAGAGAAAGAAGAAAAGAAAGAAGAGGAGGAGGAAGAAAGCAAAGCCAGGAACUGUGCCUGCAGCAGAAGCUUUGGACCAGGCGGAGCAGGCAGAGCAUGAGCGGGAGGAGGACGAGGACGAAGAUGCCAGGGAUGACGACCUCACACCCGAUGAGGACAACUUCGACAGCAUCCUUUUUGCCGCAGCUUCUGGAGGUAUGCAAUUCUUCUGA
This is a messenger RNA of Symbiodinium sp. CCMP2456, 1494 nucleotides long. Lineage: Eukaryota; Dinophyceae; Suessiales; Symbiodiniaceae. The record is from the annotation of a GenBank genome assembly.